CCAAAACUACAGCCUCUUAAUGUUUUUGUAAGCUAAGAAAAAAAAAAAAACCAAAAAAAAAAAAAAAAAGAAGCAACCUGUCAAGGAAAUUAGAGAUAAAAAAAAAAAAACAAAUUGCUGUAGUCUGUUAUCGUAGUUGGAUAAAAAAAUCUCAAAAAAACAUUACAGUCACAAUAGUACGCAUACAGAGAGAUCAAAUACACCAACACUCAAAUCAGCAAAAAUCGAACUAAGCAGCUUCGGUUCAGACACAACUACCAGAGCAGUAGAUUCAAGUUCUUGUUUGGAUUGUAAGAUACUGUAGAAGCAUAUUGGGCGAGAGGUUUAAAUUUCGAGGCCAGCAAACUAAGGAAAAUCUCUCGUGUUUUUUAUUUUCAGUUGAUUUUUUUGUUGGGAAAUUCUGGGGGAUUCAGAGAGUAGUAAUCCGAGGGGGAUGUUGAAUUACGAUAUAUUGAUUCUUGAUUGGUAGUGGUGGGAAGGGUAAAAAGUUCGCGGUUGGUUUUUGGUAUUUUGAAGGGCAGAUAACUUUUUAAUGGCUAGUUCUUCUUCUGAGAGGUGGAUUGAUGGUCUUCAAUUCUCUUCAUUGUUUUGUCCCCCUCCUCAAGAUGCCCAGCAAAGAAAGGCACAAAUUACUGCUUAUGUGGAGUACUUUGGGCAGUGCACAUCGGAACAGUUUCCCGAUGACAUUGCCGAGCUGAUCCGCAAUCGUUAUCCAUCAAAAGACAAACACCUAUUUGAUGAUGUUUUGGCCAUGUUUGUCCUUCAUCAUCCGGAGCAUGGACAUGCUGUUGUUCUUCCAAUUAUUUCAUGUAUUAUAGAUGGUACACUAGUUUAUGAUGGGAGCAGCCCUCCAUUUGCUUCUUUCAUUUCCCUAGUCUGCCCUAGCAGCGAGAAUGAAUAUUCUGAACAAUGGGCUCUGGCGUGUGGAGAGAUUUUGCGGAUUUUAACUCAUUACAAUCGCCCAAUUUACAAGCUGGAAAAACAGAAUAGUGAAACAGACAGAAGCAGCAGUGAUGGCAAUUCUACAAGUAUUGAAUCAGAAGGGAAAUCCUCCACCAUACCUCUGGUACAACAAGAGAGGAAACCUUUCAGGCCCCUGUCUCCCUGGAUCACUGACAUAUUGCUUGCUGCACCUCUGGGUAUCAGAAGUGACUACUUUCGUUGGUGCAGUGGUGUUAUGGGUAAAUAUGCUGCUGGAGAGCUCAAGCCACCAACAACCACUUCUUCUCGCGGGUCAGGAAAGCAUCCUCAGCUGGUGCCAUCAACUCCAAGGUGGGCUGUGGCAAAUGGUGCUGGGGUUAUAUUAAGUGUGUGCGAUGAGGAAGUUGCUCGUUAUGAGACUGCUACAUUAACUGCGGUAGCUGUUCCUGCACUUCUACUCCCUCCUCCAACAACAGCUUUGGAUGAGCAUUUAGUUGCUGGGUUACCUGCUCUUGAGCCAUAUGCAUGUUUAUUUCACCGGUAUUACGCCAUUGCAACUCCAAGUGCCACUCAACGACUUCUUCUUGGACUUCUUGAAGCACCGCCAUCAUGGGCUCCCGACGCUCUUGAUGCUGCUGUACAACUUGUGGAACUCCUUCGAGCUGCUGAAGAUCAUGCAUCUGGCAUAAGGCUUCCCCGGAAUUGGAUGCACUUGCAUUUCUUGCGUGCAAUAGGGACUGCAAUGUCCAUGAGAGCAGGUAUAGCAGCUGAUGCUGCUGCAGCUUUACUUUUCCGCAUCCUCUCGCAGCCUGCAUUGCUUUUUCCGCCACUAAGGCAAGUGGAAGGGGUGGAAGUUCAACAUGAACCUUUGGUUGGUUAUCUUUCAAGCUACAGGAAGCAGAUAGAAGUGCCUGCAGCUGAAGCGACUAUUGAAGCAACUGCCCAGGGAAUUGCAUCAAUGCUAUGUGCCCAUGGACCUGAGGUUGAAUGGAGAAUUUGUACCAUUUGGGAAGCUGCUUACGGUCUGAUUCCUUUAAGUUCCUCAGCAGUUGAUCUUCCUGAAAUCAUAGUUGCAACACCAUUGCAACCUCCAAUAUUGUCAUGGAAUCUGUAUAUACCUCUCCUUAAGGUCCUGGAAUAUCUUCCUCGUGGAAGUCCUUCUGAAGCAUGCCUAAUGAAGAUAUUUGUUGCCACAGUGGAAGCAAUUCUUCAGAGAACAUUUCCACCAGAGUCUUCUAGAGCACAGACCCGAAAAACAAGAUAUCUUUCUAGCUUAUGGCCUGCCUCCAAAAACCUUGCUGUGGCAGAGCUUCGUACAAUGGUCCACUCUCUCUUUCUAGAAUCAUGUGCCUCUGUAGAGCUUGCAUCAAGGCUACUAUUUGUUGUGUUAACUGUGUGUGCCAGCCAUGAAGCUCGUUCCAAUGGCAGCAAGAGACCAAGAGGUGAAGAAAACAAUCCUCCUGAUGAUGGCACAGAGGACUCACAAUCGACAUCUGAAACGCCAAGAAACAUCAAAUCUAGAAGGACGAAGAAACAAGGUCCAGUUGCAGCAUUUGAUUCUUAUGUUCUGGCUGCUGUAUGUGCUCUGGCUUGUGAGCUUCAAAUGUUCCCCUUUGUUUCCAGGGGGAGUAAUCAUUCAACUUCUAAGCAUGCACAGACUGUAGCCAAGCCUGCAAAACUAAAUGGAUCUGUUAGUGAGUUCCAAACUAGUCUCGACUCUGCAAGCCAUCAUACUCACAGAAUUUUAGCUAUUUUGGAGGCACUUUUUUCUCUGAAACCAUCUUCUAUUGGAACAUCUUGGAGUUAUAGUUCAACUGAGAUAGUAGCUGCAGCUAUGGUUGCUGCUCAUGUUUCUGAACUAUUUAGACGUUCAAAGGCUUGCAUGCAUGCGCUCUCUGUUCUGAUGCGAUGCAAGUGGGAUAAUGAAAUUUACACUAGGGCAUCCUCACUAUAUAACCUCAUUGAUAUUCACAGUAAGGCUGUUGCAUCCAUAGUUAACAAGGCUGAGCCAUUAGGAGCACACUUGCAUACACCAGUUUGGAAAGAUUCUCUUAUGUGUUUUGAUGGUAACAAGCAAAAUAGAAGUGCAAGCACAGUCUGCUUUAAUUCAGGGCAAUCAUCUGUCCUUCAAUACGAAGAAUUAGUUCAUUCAGAAACUAAACUUAAAUGUGAGAGAGCAUCACAUUCAGAAGAAGGCUCUGGAAGCACCUCGGGGAAAGGUAUUGCGGGAUUCCCCUUUGAUGCUUCAGAUUUGGCCAAUUUCUUAACAAUGGACAGGCAUAUUGGAUUUAAUUGCAGUGCACAAGUUCUAUUAAGAUCAGUGCUUCCAGAGAAGCAAGAGUUAUGUUUCUCUGUUGUUUCUCUGUUGUGGCACAAGCUAAUUGCAUCACCUGAAACUCAACCUUGUGCAGAAAGCACUUCUGCUCAACAAGGAUGGAGACAGGUUGUGGACGCACUAUGCAAUGUUGUAUCAGCAUCGCCAGCAAAAGCAGCUACAGCAGUUGUUCUUCAGGCGGAGAGGGAAUUGCAACCUUGGAUUGCCAAAGAUGAUGAUGAUUUAGGUCAGAAGAUGUGGAGAGUCAAUCAGCGCAUCGUCAAGUUGAUUGUUGAGCUGAUGAGAAAUCAUGAUACCUCAGAAUCUUUGGUAAUUUUGGCUAGUUCAUCAGAUCUACUUUUACGUGCCACAGAUGGGAUGCUUGUUGAUGGAGAAGCAUGCACUUUACCACAGCUUGAGCUACUGGAAGCAACAGCUAGAGCAGUUCAGCCAGUGCUGGAGUGGGGAGAGUCUGGACUUGCGGUUGCAGAUGGCCUUUCAAACAUCUUAAAGUGUCGUCUACCAGCUACUAUCCGAUGCCUUUCUCAUCCAAGCGCUCAUGUCCGUGCUCUGAGCACAUCUGUUCUUCGUGAUAUUCUUCAAACUGGCUCAAUAAAACCCUCUUCCAAGCAAGGGGACAGGAAUGGAAUCCAUGGACCCUCUUAUCAAUAUUUCAGCCUGGAUAAAAUCGACUGGCAAGCUGAUAUUGAAAAGUGCUUAACCUGGGAAGCUCGUAGCCGACUUGCCACAGGAAUGCCCAUUCAUCAUCUUGACACUGCUGCCAAGGAGUUAGGCUGUACUAUUUCCAUUUGACGUCUUAGCUUAUGGCAACCAUUUCAGGUUUAUCAUUACGCUUUCCAUGAGUGAGACUUUCAGAUAUAAGUAGACCAUGUUAACGAUUAAAGGAUCCGAUGGCCAGAAAAUUAACUUUCACUUUGUUCUAGGUUUAAAGCCCGGGGGAUAACAGUGUGUAGUGAAACCAGUGAACAGGGCCAUGACAAAAUCUCGUGUUGUGAUUAAUUUUAUCUUUGUUCAGGUUAGAUUUUUAUGUUACCUGCCAAACUUUAACAUUGAUGAUUCCUUUUACAGAUUGGUAUAUAGCACAAGGCAUCAGGUUACAUCCGAGUUAUAAUAA
Molecule: messenger RNA, 4370 nt
Organism: Populus trichocarpa (black cottonwood)
Lineage: Eukaryota; Viridiplantae; Streptophyta; Magnoliopsida; Malpighiales; Salicaceae
Product: protein GIGANTEA
Exons: 15
Coding region: 533-4048 (1171 amino acids)
Biological process (GO): response to stress; regulation of long-day photoperiodism, flowering; regulation of circadian rhythm
Cellular component (GO): nucleus
Source: RefSeq, a predicted model, not a curated record